AUGCAACUCGUUCACGGGCCCGAAUUCACAAUUAACCUUGAGAAUGACCAUGUCAUUCUUCAUGGUACUGUCGACGAGUCAGCUGGUGUUAUCCUCCGUGGCACAGUGAUCCUCAAUUGCCAUGAGAACACAAAGAUCAAAUCCAUCAUCCUCAAAUUCCAAGGCAAAACCAAAGUGAAUUGGGUUGAAGGGCACGGAUCAAGUCAACGGCACUUUAAAGAGGAGCGUACGGUCAUUGAGCAUUCAUGGAACUUUUUGGAACCAAAGCGUAAGACGUAUCAUUUGGCAGUGGGUCGAUACAAGUGGGAUUUCGAGUUACCGCUCCCUGGCGAUCUACCCAGCACUGUUCAACAUGAUCUAGGACAAGUUUACUAUCGGUUGAAGGCUGUUGCCGAACGACCUGCUUUCUCAAUCAAUUAUGUGGCCAAACGCAACAUUCGAGUAUCCCGAGUCAUGCUUCCUUCAUCGCUCGAAUUAAACCAAUCGGUGGUGAUUUCAAACGAGUGGACAAACAAGCUUGCCUACAACAUUAGCGUACCUCGCAUGGUGUUUAGCUGUGGCAGCACGAUACCCGUCAGCUUUGAUUUGAUUCCGACUGCUCCCGGUCUUUCCGUUCGUGCCAUUUCCUGCACCCUCAAGGAAUACAUCACCUUGACAAGCCAUGAGCAUACAAGAAGUGAAGGCCGAGUCAUCAAAACAGUGCGUGAUGAGCAAUUUGCUCCUUCUAUGGAUCGAUGGACAAGGACAGAGGUACUCCAAGUGCCAAAUGAGCAUCAAGGACGUAUUCAAUCGGAUACUACAAGUGAGCUGAUCAAAAUCAAGCACAAGCUCAAAUUCACUGUUUCACUUAUCAACGGCGAUGGUCAUAUUUCAGAAUUACGUGCAGCUGUGCCUAUCAUCAUUGCCGCAGUAGCACCCGAUGAAGACGCCAAUCAAUUACCAGCCUAUGAAGACGCGUGGAAAACAUUGCCCUAUGACACUCGUACCAUUGAAGGCAUGAUUGCUUCUGGAAACUUGCCACAAUCUGUAGCCAUCGCUAUUCCCAAUGCAGCUGCCAAUCGUAUCCAAGAAAUUCCUGAUAGUGCCAAUAAUAGUGGGGAUGAAGGAGAACAGCAACAACAACAGCAGCAACAACAACAACCAUUACCAUGGGAAGGAUUUGAUUUAUCACGUGUGCCAUCCUACACCACUGCUGUACGAUCAGGUCGCUUGUACAGCUUCUCUGGUUCUCUCCCAACCUACGAAUCCAUUGCCAUCCCUGGUACCACCGCAUAA
This is a messenger RNA of Lichtheimia ornata, 1275 nucleotides long. RefSeq lists its product as uncharacterized. Gene Ontology annotation, molecular function: protein-macromolecule adaptor activity; ubiquitin protein ligase binding. The transcript has 4 exons. Gene Ontology annotation, biological process: ubiquitin-dependent endocytosis. NCBI's taxonomy places the organism in Eukaryota, Fungi, Mucoromycota, Mucoromycetes, Mucorales, Lichtheimiaceae. The record is from RefSeq and is a predicted model, not a curated record. Gene Ontology annotation, cellular component: cytoplasm; cytosol; plasma membrane. The coding region runs from base 1 to 1275 and encodes 424 amino acids.